Molecule: messenger RNA, 717 nt
Organism: Suillus clintonianus
Lineage: Eukaryota; Fungi; Basidiomycota; Agaricomycetes; Boletales; Suillaceae
Exons: 2
Coding region: 36-548 (170 amino acids)
Source: RefSeq, a predicted model, not a curated record
UCGGCUUAAAUUAAAUAAAUUUCCUCGAAUUGUCGAUGAUCAUGCCUGGACAAUCCAUCCGCAUGUUCAUCUCCUGGUUGAGGCACAUCAUCAGGACGACUGCAUCUCGCUCAUACCCAAGUGUCCUUUCUGUCCUCCUGCGGUUGAUCCGACGCUGUUGGCAAAUCGUCGUUAAUGACAAAGAGAGACCUCAAGAGCGGGGUUUAGCGUUGAGCUCUCAGCCAACCGAACAAGACAAGUUGACGACUUCUGUGACCCUUGCAGUGCCACUGCUUCAUGCACCUUUACAUGAUGAAGGGUGCCAACCUGGAAUGAACAUUCAGAUUCAAACUCCAGAGCUUGACGAAGGGUCGCAUGCCGUGGUUUUCACUACUCAGUCUCAGGCUCCCCAGAACUCAUGUUCACCAGUGAUAGCAAGCUCUGGGUCCGAGCCUAGCAUCUACAUCACGCCACCACAGUCUCCGGUGCCAGGACAGUCGCUCGGUAUCACUCUAACCCCCAUUACACCCAGCCAGAUCAGACGAAACGACAGGAAUGCAAAGAUUUGAGAUGAAUAUGUGAUUUUUGAGGUUGAGAAAGGUUCUUUGGACUGUUCAGAGUAAGAAUAUUGUUGAGAGAGCUAGCGACGAGAUUGAAACAGGCUCAUAGGGAGCUUGUUCCAGUAGCGGGAUGGGAGCCGCUCACCCACCCAUCAGGAGCUUUGUUUUUCUACCACCC